This is a messenger RNA of Lachancea mirantina, 1320 nucleotides long. Lineage: Eukaryota; Fungi; Ascomycota; Saccharomycetes; Saccharomycetales; Saccharomycetaceae. The record is from the annotation of a GenBank genome assembly.
AUGGCAGCGGCUAACUCACGUCCGGCUCAGUAUAGGCAGACCUCCAGAAAGGGGAAAAAAGCCUGGAGAAAGAACAUAGAUCUCGAAGAUAUCGAGAAGUCCUUACAGAGGAGACAGGAAGCAGAGAUAACGCACGGUUCAAGUAGCGUUGGAGAGCUUAAAGAUGACGAGUUGUUUCAAAUUGAUACAGAUGGUGACGAGGUAGUCAGGACGAAGUUGAUCAAGCGGAAGCAAAUUCCCAAGAAAUUGAAGUCAUCUGAGAUUUUAGAUGCGAUUAAGACGAACUCCAAGGUCGGUGCAUUAAGUCAUUCCAAGAGCGGAUCAGUUAGUGAGAGCAAGAAGAAGAUUCAGGGAGUCAGCAAGAAAGAGUUGCGUCGAUUGAUGGCCCUUGCGGGCCGCGCCGAUGGGAAAAGCAAGAGCCAAACUGCAGUUGCGAAAGAUGGCCUUGUGAGAGCCACAGGUACGGAUUUGUGGGGAGAGGCUAAGAAGAUUAAGACCCCUUCGGGCCUCAAGCUCGCUGCUAAAUCUGAGAGUGAGGUGCCAGAAGAACUUUUGAAACAAUCGACAACUGGGUGGUCCCAGGCUACCGUUGCUCCUGGCACCUUGAAGGAAGCUCCGCUGAAGGUCAAGGAAUUCGAAAGUACGCCUCAUGCAGGUAAGUCAUAUAACCCCGACUCAGAAGACUGGUCUAGUUUGAUAAACAAGGAGUAUGAUGCGGAGAAAAAGAAGGACGAUGCUCGGAUACAGUUGGAGCAAUACCAAGGGAGGAUAGCGCGUUUAAUGGAGACCAUUGAUGCAAACGAGGAAGGCGAAUCUUCGUCGGAAGAUGAGGAAGAGGAGGAAGCCGCCUUAAACGAUGGAAGCGAGAUCAAACUGUCUAUCAACAAGCCUGUCGUGAAUAAAAAGAAAACUAAGCACAGGAGAAACAAAGCAAAAAAGCAUCAAAAACAGGUCAAAUUGCAGAAAGAGCUUAAGCUGCUCAAAGGUCAAGUACGCGAGCUGGAGAGAUUAGAAGCCAUUGAACAAGAAGUUGCUAAGAAAGAAGGAAACGUCGAAACUGGCAAAAGGAGCAAAGAAAGAAUGGCUAAGAAGCAGAAAUUAGGCACAAAACACACAAUUAAAGAGGAUCUUCUGGAAGUUAAAUUUGCAGAUGAACUGUCAUUUUCUUUGCGGAAACUGAAACCAGAAGGCAAUCUACUUUAUGACACACUAAGAAAAUUGCAAAGUUCAGGCAAGGUCGAGACCCGUAUACCUGUAGUGCGCGGAAGGAGAUACAAACCAAAAGUUACCGAGAAAUGGACAUACAAGGACUUCAAAUGA